AUGGUUAUCCUCGCUGCUUCCGUCUCUACACGGGGCGGCAAGCCCGUCAUCAGCCGUCAGUUCCGCGACAUGCCAAGAUCGCGCAUCGAAGGUCUGCUCGCCUCGUUCCCCAAGCUCAUCUCUGCCGGUUCCCAACACACCUCGGUCGAGACCGAUGCCGUCCGCUUCGUCUACCAGCCGCUCGAGGAUCUCUACAUGAUCCUCAUUACCAAUAAAAACUCCAACAUCCUCCAGGACAUUGACACGCUGCACCUUUUUGCCCGUGUCACCUCCGACAUUUGCAGAUCGCUCGACGAGAGCUCCGUGUUGCGCUACAGCUUUGAGCUCCUCGGCGCCUUUGACGAGAUUGUCUCGCUUGGCUAUAGGGAGAACGUCAACUUGACUCAGGUCAGGUCCAUCCUCGAAAUGGAGUCGCACGAGGAAAAGAUCCAAGAAAUCAUCGAGAGGAACAAGGAGAUGGAGGCCAAGGAGGAGCUCAAGCGUCGUGCCAAGCAGCUCGAGAUGCAGCGCAGAGACGCCGCUCGUCGCGGACAGAUGGGAGGCAACUCGGGUGGGUUCGGCUCCUCGGGGGGUUUCGGCUCCGGGCAGCAGCAACGCUUCGAGCCACCACCUACACAAGCGCCCGUCCAGACCGGCUUCUCGUCCAGCUCCACACCUGCCGCCAAGCCGUUCAAGGGUAAAGGCAUGCAGCUCGGUAAAAAGUCGAAGGGUGCUGAUCUGCUUGGCGCCAUGGGUGGCGAUCUGGCCGCUGCUGCCGCCGCUGCGGAUGAAGAGCUCACCGCUGCUGCCAACGCCGCUUCCGCCUCGCUCGCUGCUGCUGCCGCCGGUGCUCCUGCAGCUCGAGCCGCACCAACAGCGACGGCUGCUAUCGACCCGCUGGAUCUGCUCGAUCCCGUCCACCAAGAGCCCGUACACGUCGUCAUCAAGGAGCGCAUCUCCAUCACGGGCAACCGCGAUGGCGGCCUCGAAUCGCUCGAGAUCAAGGGUGAUCUUUUGCUCAAGAUCACCGACCCGGCCCUCGCCAAAGUCCGCGUGCAACUCGCCCCACCGGAAGCCAACAAUCUCGUGCUCUCUGCGGGCGAUCUCCAGUUCAAGACCAACCCGCAGGUCGACAAGGCCGCCUGGUCGUCCGACCGCAUCAUCGCUCCACGAGACGCGAGGAAGCCGUUCCCCGUCAACCAGUCGUUGGGCGUCUUGCGCUGGCGCAUGGUCACCAAGGACGAAACAGCGUUGCCGCUCUCGAUCAACUGCUGGCCUUCGCCCAACGGCGAGGGCGGCUGCGACGUUAUCAUCGAGUACGAGCUCGAGAAUGAGGAGCUGGGCGAGCUGCGCAGUGUCAUCAUCGCCAUCCCGCUGCCGGACGGUGCCGUGCCCUCGGUCGAAUGCCCCGAUGGCUCGUGGGCAGUCAACGACGAGACCAACAACCUCGAGUGGAGUCUCGAGAGUAUUGGCUCCGCCAACAAGUCCGGCAGCUUCGAGUUCAGCGUCACCGAAGGCGCCGAGAAUGUCGAAGUGUUUUUCCCGGUCGUGGUCGACUUUGUCUGCGAAAAGACGCUCACCAACGUGUCGGUUGCCGAUGUGGUUUUGGCCGACACCAGUGCGCCUACGCCGUUCUCCCAGCAGUCGGUGUUGAGUGCUGAUAACUACGUCAUUAGUUGA
Molecule: messenger RNA, 1659 nt
Organism: Sporisorium graminicola
Lineage: Eukaryota; Fungi; Basidiomycota; Ustilaginomycetes; Ustilaginales; Ustilaginaceae
Exons: 1
Coding region: 1-1659 (552 amino acids)
Biological process (GO): endoplasmic reticulum to Golgi vesicle-mediated transport; retrograde vesicle-mediated transport, Golgi to endoplasmic reticulum; Golgi localization
Cellular component (GO): cytosol; COPI vesicle coat
Source: RefSeq, a predicted model, not a curated record